AUGCAAUGGUAUGAAGUUGAAGACGUGCCUUGCGGUGUGCCCUGCUGGGAGAAGGGGACAGCAGUCAGUGUCUGGACAGUGGCCCACCCUCAUCUCAGGUCUCUGCCAGGCCUUUGCCCGUCGCUCCCUCGCCUCCGCUUCUGUAACCCGGACGCCUCGGAGCGGACCCCGCCCCCGGGCCAAUGGGGACCCAUAGAGCUGGCGGAGGCGGCCAAUCGCGGGCCCAGGGGGCGGAGCCGUGUCACGUGGCUCGCGGGGGGCGUGGUGCCGGCGGUCGCCUGGCACGCGGCGGGCCUCGAGACCGCGCGGGGUGGGAUCCGCUGGGUGAGCAGCGCCGGCGGCGGCGUGUGA
This is a messenger RNA of Rangifer tarandus platyrhynchus (Svalbard reindeer), 351 nucleotides long. NCBI's taxonomy places the organism in Eukaryota, Metazoa, Chordata, Mammalia, Artiodactyla, Cervidae. The record is from the annotation of a GenBank genome assembly.